This is a messenger RNA of Meloidogyne enterolobii, 506 nucleotides long. Lineage: Eukaryota; Metazoa; Nematoda; Chromadorea; Rhabditida; Meloidogynidae. The record is from the annotation of a GenBank genome assembly.
UAUAUGAAACCCUGUAUUUUUUUAUGAACAACUCUGUACUUUUUAAGCUUCCAAAUCCUCCAAUUGUCGAAAUAUCCAUCAAAGAUCAACAACAAAUAGAUUCAAUUUUACCAAUUAUUGAAGCCAAAAAACGUAUUAUGCAUGCAUUUAAUGAUUUGGAUGAUAUAUUCCUUAAUGGCCCGAUUUUGUUUGAAGAAAUAAUUUUGUCUGAUUUUAAUAUUUUUCGUCUAACUGGGAAUUUUUCGGCAAAUUUUAAUUUAAUUUUCAAUAAAAUUCAAUCUUAUUUAAAGCUAAAUCCAAGUCCAAUACCUUUUGAUGAAUUAAAUAGUUGGGAAUCUUCAUUUCAAACUGAGGGAAUAUUUAAUAGUAGAGUUCAAAAAUGCAUUUUAGUUGACAGACUUUUGUGUGUCGGUAUAGCUAAAUCUUUGCCUGUUUUUGAGAAAUUGACUUUAUCUGAUCAGGUAUAUAUAAUCCAUAUGGAGGUGCAUAAGAAUUUUGCCACCUAG